Rhodofomes roseus is the source of this 2025-nucleotide messenger RNA. RefSeq lists its product as uncharacterized. The transcript is spliced from 2 exons. The coding region runs from base 1 to 2025 and encodes 674 amino acids. The record is from RefSeq and is a predicted model, not a curated record. NCBI's taxonomy places the organism in Eukaryota, Fungi, Basidiomycota, Agaricomycetes, Polyporales, Fomitopsidaceae.
AUGCGCGUUUGGAUAGAAUUGCGCUGGCCCAUAGGCCCCUUCGACGCGAAAUGUGCCGCGGACGCUGAGGAUGACUGUAACGUCUUCACGUCCCCGAAUAUGAACUGGGUGCCGGAGUUUCCGCGCAUAUCAGGUCAGGAGAUCGUCACUCGUGAGGAUGGGCUCUGGGGCCCCCAAGAGUACACGCGUUGGCCUCAGGUAUACAACAACCGGUGUAUCCACCACGCCUGCAUUCCGACUGAACAGUCUCCGUACGCGCCGGGGUACCAGGUCUACGAGGGCCUCGGUUUCGACCCAUGGGACCAGUCCAAGGGCUGUGGGGUAGCAGAUUUUGGGCAGCUUCGUUCCCCUGUAAUGACGGAGCUGGCUGAGAUGGCCGUGCGAGUACUCGCGGGUUACGAUAAGGCCGAGGCUGCAGCACGCAAACGCAAUGAAAAGGCGUUUUACUCGGAUGCAGGAGUCGACCGUCGCCUGGGAGGGACCCUAGGCAUCCUCUUGAGGAAUGCUGUGGAUCGUUUGAUGGCUCUGCCGUGUACGAAACAACACGCGAUGGUAACUGCUCGAAUGGCGCAUCGCCUCAUGCUCGAGCUCGCCGGACUGACAGUAUACUACGAGGUCGUUAGUGUCCGGUUCAGUUCGAACCACACCACCCCUGCUCCUCUGCUCAACGUCCUUGGGGCCUUCGUACGGAACGAUGCCGCCGCCCAAUUGUUCCACCGUUUGGGCCUUCCGUGUUGGCACAUCCGCCCUUGGUCCACCCACAUCAAGAUACACAAGAUAGUUCGGCCGCGUCGCUGGGAUUCUAUCCUCAGCCAUGUACCGGCCUCCCCCCGCAUUCCUAAAUCAUGGUAUGAUCCCGAUGGUACACAUCAGGACCCCGCGGGCUGGACCCAUUCGUCAGUAAUCUUCGUCAGCAACAUGCUGGCAUCUUCCGCACUCCCUCGACUUCAGGUUGCGCAGCCACCCGCUCAUAAGUCUAGCAAGAGAGGAACACGCUCGCAAGGUCGCAAGAGUGGCACGAAAGCCUCCAACUCGGGCCCCCAUCCAGCCACCGAACUCCAGCUUCCACCUCCUGAUCUUGUGCGUGUUUCUCCCAACUGGGUUGCUGCGCUCUCGCAGGCCUCUCCGCUGCUGUUCCCACCUCCCGUCGCCUCUGAGUACUACUUUCCCCCACCUUUCGUCAUCCUCAAUUCCAAGACCAAACAAUCGCGGUACAUCCACAAUUAUGCACGCGUGCGUCAGUUCUGCCAGGCGCGGCUCGUCGACUCCUCCAUCAAUGGCACGCCGCUGCGUGUUGCUGAUUGGCGCCACGUACUAUAUGGCGACUAUCGUCUUGAUGAGCCAAGCGACGCGAUCCGGGGCUCAAUCGCUCGAGCAUCAGAGGGUGAUACCCUAUCGCAGGCUCAAACACACAGUUACCUCUAUGAACGUACACAGGCGGUUCGACGGCUCUUCGCCAAAGGUGGUGGGCUCACAUCCUACAACGAAAGCGAUGUCUCGUUGUACCGCGGCUUUGAAGUCAACCUGGACCUCGCCAAAAAUCCUGGACACCUCCUUGCACUCAUGAUAUGGGAGCUAUACGAAACGAAUUGGCGUUGUGAACUGCGCGCGCUCGACACGCGACUGGCUGGACGAUCCGAUGACGCCUUCCGCCAUUGGGAGCGCGAGCAACGCAUCGCUCAAGUGUGGCUCUCCAAAGAGUAUGAAUCCGGUUUCUCCGUCGUCGACGUAUCUACACCGUCCUUCUGUUGGACCCCCGCCGGCGAGGAUGGUUGGGAGAAGCGCCGCGGGAAUCUGCAAGCUCUCCUCUCUGUGAUGUGUUCUUGGCCCAAUGUUCCUGAAACAGUACGAUCCAAUGCGUCGACGAUCGGCGGCUGUGAUGACGUUGAGCUAUUCAAGUCCGUGGACGCCUGUGCCCUCAAAUACUAUGUAAAUACGUUUGCGACGCAGUUCCAUCGUCUUCCUUGCCCUCCUGUUCUCCUUCUUCAGCAUCCACGUGUGGCACAGACUGCCCAUCCUGUGUAG